Molecule: messenger RNA, 566 nt
Organism: Oryzias melastigma (Indian medaka)
Lineage: Eukaryota; Metazoa; Chordata; Actinopteri; Beloniformes; Adrianichthyidae
Product: essential MCU regulator, mitochondrial
Exons: 3
Coding region: 50-334 (94 amino acids)
Biological process (GO): calcium import into the mitochondrion; mitochondrial calcium ion homeostasis
Cellular component (GO): mitochondrial inner membrane; uniplex complex
Source: RefSeq, a predicted model, not a curated record
CUGAAAAGCCCCAGAGUUCCGCAUCGCUGCCGCUUGACAGCCAGUAAACAUGGCGUCGGCUCUGUUUGGUCGCCUCGUCCGGCUGUCAGCCCGCGCCUCGCCGCUGGGCCCUUCCAGCGCGCCGGGGAGGACCGUGACUCCUUCCCGGUCAGCCGUGUGCUCAUCCAGCGGGGCGAUUCUGCCCAAACCCAAGAAGACCGCGUUCGGCCUCAUGCGGAUCGCUCUGGUAGUGGUGCCCUUCUUAUAUGUGGGGACUCAGAUCAGCAAGAACUUUGCCGCUCUGCUCGAGGAACACGACAUCUUUGUACCGGAGGACGACGACGAUGACGACUGAGGGGCCCCGGGGGUUCCUGCUCUCAGAUUGUCCUGUUUCACCACUGGAGAGUGUUCCUGAACACGAGCAGAUCCAGACCUUCCGAGGAUUCCUGCUGCUGCAGUUUCAAACUCUGUCUGAACCGGCUUUAGGGUCAUGUUCUCCACAGAACUGGGGCUGUCACAACUUGUUUCUACUGUACUGUACUUGCAUGCACUACUUUGGUUCGAAUAAAGGGAAAUAACACUUGUAA